This is a messenger RNA of Amoebophrya sp. A120, 2949 nucleotides long. Lineage: Eukaryota; Dinophyceae; Syndiniales; Amoebophryaceae. The record is from the annotation of a GenBank genome assembly.
CCCAGACAUUUUUACAUUUGAUAGUGAAGAUUUUUCAUUUUCAUGAAGUAAUCGUCGAAGUCGAUUUCUUUGCUUUUCCUACGUGCAGCGCGCCGUUUUAAUACUUUUAUUUCGUAGAAACAAGCCGAGUUUCAGUUUCUUCAUUUGCCGGGGAACAACGUGGACCACCUCCUCCACGGGAAAGACAAGGAGGAGUGCGACUCCGACUGUUUGGCCAUGACCACCUAGUAGUAUCUAUACAACUAGCUUCUUGUUCAAAAAUGGCCGGCGUCGCGAGAUGGGUGGUGCAUCUGCUUGUGGUGAGGGUGUUGAUACUAUUAAACACAACGACCUCGUCCUGGUCGAGGUGGUCGUGGUCCCCGUCUUACAACACCUCCAAGACGUCGAGCCCGCUUGAUGUUCGUCUUGGUGUUCAGGAGGAGUGCAACAGCCCUGAUAUGAUCUCAGCGGGGGUCGUUCUUGCCCUGCGUGUAGUGGAUGAAGAGGAUGAUGUUUUCCUGGGACGAAGGAGAAGGACCACUUCAAGGAGUUUUUCCUCGACCGCGCCAAGAAAUAUUAAAGGUGGACUUCUAGGAAAUUUUCUUCGGAAGAACAAUAACGGUAGAAGCAAAUUGGGUGUUGAUCCUCGUCCUCCCGCUGUUAAAAAUCGUGCAUUUGACUCUGCUAUCAACUUUUCCUGUUAUGCGCAAUCUUCAUCCUCCCAGACGAGCACGUAAAGAAGGACGCGAUGGGCUACUGGAAAGAUCAGAUAGAUUUGGCUGUGGUUCGCGGGCGCGCCGAGCCGGAUAGGAAUGUGUCAACCGUGAUGAGGAUCUUUCCGCACGAAAAGAACAAGACGCCCGAGGAACGAUUAGUCGAAGGAACGGAAACCGAAACUGACAGCGGCAUCGAGAUAAGCUGGGACGCGCGAAGCUUGUCUUCUGGUAGCUUCGGAACCGUGACGGAGGUGUCCAAUAAUCCACCACGCCCUUUUUUUUUUCCGGAUCAGCAAACGAUGCCCGACCACCAAGUCGUCAAAGUAGUAGAGUGUCCGAAUAAAAAUUCUCCGAAUGCAGAACAGUGUCUGGAUGAACACGUUCCCGAGGUCAUCUUCAACGUAAUCCUCAGCCGUACUGCGCAAGAUUGUGUGGCAAGAAUGUCCCGUCUUGUUGUAAGCUCUGAUCUGAAUAGCGAGGGAGAGCUGAAGACGCGCCUUUUCUUUUUUCUUGAAAAGGUAGAAAUGCUCGCCACCACCAGCCCGAAUGCAGGAAUGAUCCCGCCUCCGGCGAGUGAUCUCGGAAAGGAGAGGCUGACCCGGGCAUUAUUCGCGUGUUACGCCGACACUUUUGCAGACCUCGGGCUUGCGCACAACGACGUAAAGCCUAACAAUAUUGGCUACACGGGAGACGAAGCCUGGCAAGCGGAGGCUUCGGUGAGGGUGUUUGACUUCGACAUGAGCAGUUUUAUCGCCGUGAAGGACGCCGGGGCCACCGUAGAGGGCGAAAGCGCCACCCUCAUGACAGGGAGCGUCAUGCUCGGACGUGAUCCAAAUUCAGACCCAGGUGUUCAUUGGCGGUCCAUCAGCAGUAAGCAGGUGCAAACCAUCUUCACAAGGCUCAACCCCAACGAGAAUAUAGAGCAGUCGUGCCCGGCCUGUUUGAAACCAUUCGCGCAGUAUUUCCACCUUCUCCCAGGGCCGCCUCCUAGUGAUUCUGAGGCUAGCCCGAGCCCGCUCCAGCUUGAUUUUCUCCAGCACCCUUCCUGCGUUGGCUCUCCGGGAUUUAAUCACCCGCUUCUGGAGUGGUAUCCCUGGCGAUGGUUCCAACACCAUGCCGCGCCCUACAAAACCAACGACGCCAGCGGGGCUCUUCAAAUUGGGUGUUGGUCCUCGUCCUCCCGCUGUUAAAAAUCUGCAAAGGGUGCCCACUUCUCGCCAUGCUGACAGGGCAUUUCUCCUGCAAAAUACGCAUCACCAGGGGGCUGGGGCUGCAGAACCUGCGACGUUAGGCCGUGCAUUCCAGGCGUGGGAGAGCUUCGAAAAACUGCAUGACAAAUCUCGGAGCCUCCCAGACGACCCAGACAACAUUUUUGCAUUUGAUAAGCAGCGACGGAGCACCAUGCGGCCGGUGUCGGCACGGGGCCCCCGGGACGUGAACUGGUACAAGAAUCUCGGGGGCGGGAUCGUCCGUCAAGACCAAGAACCACAAGGGAGGACCCAGGUGGGCGCGCGGGAAGUAGUACUGGGGGUAUGCACUGCAAAAGUAUCGUACUCGUCGUAUAAAUGCAUUACAGAUUUCCUCAGCAUGAGAAAAAAAAUUUGUAAUGCGGAUUUACCUUAAGAAAAAAAUUUGUAAUACAUGAUUCAUUGCAAUACGAGUGCGAUACUUUUGCACAGGAUAGGGGGAGAAAGACAGCCACUCGUUGUCCGAGCCGGUGUACUACGCGAUGAAGGUGAUUUAUGCAAAAUAAAAAGUGUUACAAUAUUUACACACAGUGUUGCAAGACAUGCAAGGCAGACGACCUCUGUCAUGCGCAAAAGGCUUGCGAGUCUCGUUUCGUGUGUGUUUUGCCUUAUGAUUUCUGCAUUACAAGUUCCGUCAUGCGAAGAAAAUUUGUGAUGCUGAAUUCACGUGCAAGUGUGUAACUGUAACACUCUGUUUUUCCUUGCAUAUGAUUGAUGAGAGGCCUUACCAGGAGCGCAGCAUGGCAGACCAGCUGUUUCUAUCCUGUGCAAAAGUAUCGUACUCGUACUAAUUGCUUCUAUGCAUUACAAAUCUUUUUUUUAAAGGCAAAUCCGCAUUACAAAUUUAAUUUGUGUUGAUCCUCGUCCUCCCGCUGUUAAAAAUCUUCUUAGUUCUCGUGCUGCUCACAGAAGAAGUGCAAGAACUUCUUAUCCUAAGCAAAAACGUCCCCACCCCAGAGUCAAGAUGGGGACUUUGCAACACAAAGCUAGGAGUUUUGGGAGUCACG